This is a messenger RNA of Mus caroli (Ryukyu mouse), 4391 nucleotides long. The record is from RefSeq and is a predicted model, not a curated record. Lineage: Eukaryota; Metazoa; Chordata; Mammalia; Rodentia; Muridae.
AUGUCUCCACUUAUAAGAAGCAUUGUUGAUAUCACUGAAGUUUUCAAUCAAUAUGCAUCACAAAGUUGUGAUGGAGCAUCACUUAGCAAGAAAGACCUGAAAAACCUCCUUGAGAGAGAACUUGGAGAUGUCCUUCAGAGUCCACAUGACCCUGAGACUGUAGACCUGACCCUAGAACUUCUGGAUCGCGACUGCAACGGGCGUGUUGAUUUCAACGAAUUCCUCCUGUUCCUUUUCAAGAUUGCUCAAGCUUGCUAUUAUGCUCUCGAUCAGGCCGCAGAGCUAGGCGAGAAGAGAGCCUUGCCCAGUGAAAAGAGGAAUCUGUCACAAGAUCGCAGGAAAGAAGACCAAAGGAGAUUCGAGCCCCGGGGCAGACAACUGGACGAAGAACCUGGGAGCCGAAGCUGGCAGAAGAGACGUGAGCAGGAGCGCGCAGAGGAGCAGCGGCUGGAGCAGCGCCACAGGCAGCACCGCGAAGAGCAGAGACUGCAAAGGCGAGAACUGCAAGAACUGGAGGAACGCCUUGCAGAGAAAGAGCCGCUUAGCUGGAGUAAGGGUCGUGACGCGGAGGAGUUUUCUGAGGUAGAGGAACAGCAAAGUCAAGAGAGACAGGAACUCAAGGGCAAGGGUCAAACAGAAGAGAGAAGGCUGCAGAAGCGCAGGCAAGAAGAGCUACGCGAACCCCUGCUAAGGCGCGAUCUGGAGUUGAGGCGCGAACAAGAGCUAAGGCGCGAGCAGGAGUUGAGGCAGGAACUGAGGCGCGAGCAAGAACUAAGGCGCGAGCAGGAGCUGAGGCAGGAGCUGAGGCGCGAGCAGGAGCUGAAUCGAAGGCAGGAGCUGAGGCGCGAACAAGAGCUAAGGCGCGAGCAGGAGCUGAGGCAGGAACUGAGGCGCGAGCAGGAGCUGAGGCAGGAACUGAGGCGCGAGCAGGAGCUAAGGCGCGAGCAGGAGUUGAGGCAGGAACUGAGGCGCGAGCAAGAGCUAAGGCGCGAGCAGGAGUUGAGGCAGGAACUGAGGCGCGAGCAGGAACUGAGGCGCGAGCAAGAGCUGAGGCAGGAGCUGGCUGAGGAGGAGGAGCAGACGCGGAUCCGGGAACCCGACCAGAGCAUUACCCAGAGGUGGCAGUGGCAGCUCGAAGACGAGGCAGAAGCCCGUCAGAACAAGGUCUACUCUAGGCCUAGCAGGCAGGAGCAGAGGCUUCGCCAGGAGCUGGAGGAGCGUCAGCUCCAGCGCCGCGACCUCCAACAGCAGCGUCCCGCUGAGGAGGCGCGCCAGCGCAACCAGUGGGAGAGGUCACAGCGGGCGGAGGAGCGCCUGGAGCAGGAGCAGCGGUUCCGCGACAGGGAGGAGCAACGCUUCCGGGAGGAGAAGCUGCAACGAGCAGAGCUCCAGGACAGCCUCCUAGAGGAAGAACAGAGGCGGCUCCAGGAGGAACGCCGAGAGGCAAGCCAGAGGCGCCGCACACUGUACGCCAAACCCAGCCAGAGGCAGCGUAGGGAGGAGGAGCUACGCGAGGAACGGCUGUUGCAAGAAGAGCAGCGCCUGCAGCGGGAGAGGAAAUCCCACAGGGAGGAGGAUCUGCAGCAGGAGGAAGAGCGGCUGCAGCAAGACGAAGAGCAACUGCAGCGAGAAAGGAGGCGCCUGCAGCGGGAGAGGCAGUAUCAGGAGGAGGACCUGCAACAGGAGGAAGAGCGGCUGCAGCAGGAGGAAGAGCGGCUGCAGAGAGAAAGAAGGCGCCUGCAGCAGGAGAGGCAGUAUCAGGAGGAGGACCUGCAGCGGCUGCGGGAUGAAGAUCAGCGCAGGGAUCUGAAAUGGCAGUGGCAACCAAGGAAAGAAAGUGAAGUUCGUAGUAACAGGCUCUUCACCAAACGCAGAGGGGAUGAGGAAACGAUCCAGCAGCUGGAAGAUUCUCGGGAGCGAGUGAGACGUCAGGAUCGGCGGCCUCUGCAAGCUGAAGAGGAAGAGAAGAAAGAGCUGGAGCAGGAGAGGAGGCGUCGACAGCAGCGCGACCGUCAGAUCCUAGAGGAAGAGCAGUUUCAGCGAGAGCACCAACGGGAAGCCAGAAGACAAGAUGAGACGUUCCAGGAGGAAGAACAGCUCCAGGGAGAAUCGAGAAGACGGCAACAGGAGAGAGAGGGCAAGUUCCUUGAGGAGGAAAGGCAGCUGCGGACAGAACGGGAAGAGCAGAGGCGGCGUCAAGAACAAGAGAGAGAAUUCCAAGAGGAGGAGGAGCGCCUCCAAGAACUUGAGAAAGAACUUCGGCAGGAAUGCGACAGAAAAUCCCGUGAAGAACAAGAGCUCCGCCAGCAGCGUGAGGAAGAGCAGCUGAGGCGUCAGGAGCGGGACCAGAGAUUCCGUCGGGAACAAGAACGCCGCCUGGAGCGAGAAGAAGAGCAGCUGCGGGACAGACCAUCCCGCCGGGAGCAAGAGCGCCGCCUGGAGCGUGAGGAAGAGCAGCUGCGGGACAGACCAUCCCGCCGGGANCAAGAACGCCGCCUGGAGCGUGAGGAAGAGCAGCUGCGGGACAGACCAUNCCGCCGGGAGCAAGAACGCCGCCUGGAGCGUGAGGAAGAGCAGCUGCGGGACAGACCAUCUCGCCGGGAGCAAGAACGCCGCCUGGAGCGUGAGGAAGAGCAGCUGCGGGACAGACCAUCCCGCCGGGAGCAAGAGCUCAGACGGGACAGAAAAUUCCGUGAGGAAGAAGAGCGCCGCGAGGAACUGGAGGAAGAGCAGCGUGGGCAAGAGCGAGACCCUUUGAGGGUGGAGGAGCAGCUUCGCGGACAGCGAGAGGAAGAGCAGCGCCGCCGUCAGGAAUGUGACAGAAAAUUACACCGGGAACAAGAGGUCCGCCAGGAACUGGAGGAAGAGCGGCUGCGGGACAGUAAGAUCCGCCGGGAGCAAGAGCUCCGCCGGGACCAAGAGCUCCGCCGGGAGCGCGAGGAAGAGCGGCUGCGGGACAGUAAGAUCCGCCGGGAGCAAGAGCUCCGCCGGGACCAAGAACUCCGCCAGGGACUGGAGGAAGAGCAGCUGAGGCGCCAGGAACGUGACAGAAAAUUCCGUGAGGAACAAGAGCUCCGCCAAGAACUGGAGGAAGAGCGGCUGCGGGACAGAAAGAUCCGCCGGGAGCAAGAGCUCCGCCGGGAGCGCGAAGAAGAGCGGCUGAGGGACAGAAAGAUCCUCCGGGACCAAGAACUCCGCCAGGGACUGGAGGAAGAGCAGCUGAGGCGCCAGGAACGUGACAGAAAAUUCCGUGAGGAACAAGAGCUCGGCCAAGAACGUGACAGAAAAUUCCGUGAGGAACAAGAGCUCGGCCAAGAACUGGAGGAAGAGCGGCUGCGGGACAGAAAGAUCCGCCGGGAGCAAGAGCUCCGCCGGGAACGCGAGCAAGAGCAGCGGCGCCGCCUGGAGCGUGAGGAAGAGCAGCAGCGUCUCCAGGAGCGUGAGGAAGAGCAGCGGCGCCGCCAGGAGCGCGAGCAAGAGCAGCAGCGGUGCCUGGAGCGUGAGGAGGAACAAUUUCGCUUUGAGGAGCAGCAGCGCCGCCGUCAGGAACGCGAGCAACAGUUGAGACAGGAGCGCGACAGAAGAGUCCUUGAGGAAGAAGAGCUUCGUCAGGAAAGGGAGGAGCUGCUGCACCGCCAGGUGGGUGGCAGGAAAUUCCGGGAAGAGGAGCGACUCCGCCUGGAAAGAGAGGAACAGCAGCGUCGUCUCCAGGAGCGAGACAACAGAAGAUUCCGCGAGGAAGUAGAGCUCAGGCAAGAAAGGGAAGGGCAGCAGCUUCGCCAAGAGCGUGACAGAAAAUUCCGUGAGGUAGAAGAGCUUCGCCUGGAAGAAGAACAGCGCCGCCGCCAGGAGCGUGACAGGAAAUUCCGGGAAGAGAAACACCUACGCGAGGAACAGCAGUUGCGCAGGGAGAAGCGAGAUGGUCAAUACCUGGCUGAGGAGCAGUUUGCCAGGGAUACGAUUCGUCGCCAGGAACAAGAACUACGUCAAGAUGAGGAACAAAGACGACGCCAAGAGCGGGAGAGAAAAUUCCAAGAAGAGCAGAUCCGUCGUAGGCAAGAGGAGCAGAGGCGCCGCCAAAUCCUGGAGCCUGGUACGCGCCAGUUUGCCAAUGUCCCAGUGCGUUCCAGCCCUCUCUAUGAGUACAUCCAGGAGCAGAGGUCUCAAUACCGCCCUUAAAAGAUGCUGCAAACAUCCUGGCACCAGCCAAAGCUUAAAGCAAAAGAAAAUGAGAAACACUAGGGUAUCCAGCGAUAACUCACGUGUUUCUGGUUGUGGGAAAACUCUCUGAUCUUAGAAUGUGUCUUUUCUUACAGAAUCUUAAACUAUACCAAUUUCAUUUCCUUUAAUUCCUGUCUUUCAUUCUUCCUCAGGUAGUUCUUUUUUGCAAG